Molecule: messenger RNA, 604 nt
Organism: Paramuricea clavata
Lineage: Eukaryota; Metazoa; Cnidaria; Anthozoa; Malacalcyonacea; Plexauridae
Source: the annotation of a GenBank genome assembly
AUGUCACAGUGUCACUGGGUUAUUCCAAUCAUUGAUGUACUAAAAUCAACUCUCGAAGAUUUAGAGGAUAAUGGUGUUGGCACUGUUAAGCAAGAAAUUCUAAAUUCACUUGAUGAGAGGUUUGGGGGUAUUGAAGACAGUCCCCUCCUUCUAGUAGCUACCCUCUUAGAUCCCAGGUACAAAGAUCAGCUCCAUUCAAGUAUGUCAGAAAGCAAAAGAUAAAGUUUUAAAUAUUCAAUAUGCCAAUGAGUCAUUAAAUCCAGAAAUAGAAUGUCAAGAGCCAGUUCAAAUACAGCAUGAACAAAAGAAGCCCACAAUCUGGGAAAGAAUGACAGAAAGAAUGAAGAAGCAUGGGCGUCCUGAUGUUAGAUAUGAUGAAAGUCAUGGAGAUAAUGAAACUGGCUGUAACAGUAGCACAGGGUCAAUGGAGGUUGACUUGAGUAUGUAUUGUGCAGAAGAAGUAAUUCUAUUAAGAGGAGAUGGCUCUGACCCCUUUCAAUAUUGGCAAAUUAAGAAAACAUCAUGGGCCAAACUGCCACUCAAAUUGCCACCAAAUACCCAGGCUCAGUGUAUUCUGAAAGGCUGUUUUCAAAUUCUGGUCUAA